Messenger RNA from Leptosomus discolor (cuckoo roller), 1095 nucleotides. RefSeq names its product HORMA domain containing 2 (gene HORMAD2). Lineage: Eukaryota; Metazoa; Chordata; Aves; Leptosomiformes; Leptosomidae. The record is from RefSeq and is a predicted model, not a curated record.
AUGGCUACUCAACAGCUUUUACUGACUAGGCAAAAGAAAAAGUCCUCUCAGGAAUCCGUGUUGUUCCCCAGCAAAAUUGCCACUGAGCAGCAGUCCGUGGUGCUGGUGAAGAGACUGCUGGCCGUCUCUGUGUCCUGCAUCACCUACAUGAGAGGGCUGUUCCCGGAGAGCUCCUACGGAACUCGCUAUUUAGAUGACCUCUGUCUAAAAAUUCUCCGAGAAGAUAAAAGCUGUCUGGGAUCAUUGCAGAUAGUCAAGUGGAUUCAAGGAUGUUUUGAUGCUUUGGAGAGGCAGUAUUUACACGUUGCUGUCCUCGCAAUUUACACCAAUCCCAAGGAACCGGAGACAGUGACCGAACUGUAUCGAUUCAAAUUCAAGUACACGAAGGAGGUGCCCCGGAUGGACAUCAGCAGCAACCAAGUGAACUUUGUGAAGGGGGUGUGCGGGGAGGACGUUAAACAGGCCAGCAGGCUCCUGAUCCGCAGGCUGUACCUGUUAAUGCAACACCUCGGGCCGCUUCCCAGUGACAUCACCCUGACCAUGAAACUCCUCUACUACAGUGAUGUGACUCCCGAGGACUACCAGCCCCCUGGCUUUAAGGAAGAUGGCAGCCCUGGUGACCUGUUGUUUGAUGGCGAUCCUGUCAACCUGAGAGUAGGGUCAGUCUCCACCGGCUUCCACCUCAUGAAAGUGAGGGUGACAACUGAAAAGAAGAGGAUGGGGACAGUUGAAAGCAACCUGAUCCAAAAGAGCGGCCCUACUGAGAUCUCCUAUCAAGGGUUAGACUGUGAUGAAGAGGAGGAGGAGGGGAGCACAAAGAAUCACCCUCUUCCCAUCAGAGCAGAUUCAAGUGAGCAUGAAGAGAACAAAAACGACACCCAUCCAGGCUGGAAAACAGAAACAUCUUUUCAUCUUCAAGAUACAGGUGGAAAGAAGAGGAUGGCAAUCAAGGAGGCAGGCAGGAUGCCUAGCUCAAGGGCAUCUCAGCAGAUAAGCUGCCUGAACCUUGCGUUUAGCCAGGAAGAGGUAAUAGGACCCAAGAAGAAAAGGAAGGUCAGCGAACCAGAGAAGCUGCUUCUGGAAGGCAGGAAAUGA